Molecule: messenger RNA, 2255 nt
Organism: Castor canadensis (American beaver)
Lineage: Eukaryota; Metazoa; Chordata; Mammalia; Rodentia; Castoridae
Product: interferon-inducible GTPase 1-like
Biological process (GO): autophagosome assembly; innate immune response; cellular response to interferon-beta
Cellular component (GO): endoplasmic reticulum membrane
Molecular function (GO): GTPase activity; GTP binding
Source: RefSeq, a predicted model, not a curated record
UUAAGGUAAAUGCAAUUGCAUGGUGUUAGUUCUUCAUGUCUCCCUGGAUCUCCAUCCCCAAGGGAGAUUGUUGAACAUAAACAUGUUCAAUAAACUAUUUGAGUGAAUGACAGCAAUUUACAAGAUGGUUAGAGAAGUCUUACAUCUCCUUUCUAUUUGAUUUUGGGCAAAUGACUUAAUUGCUAGAGGGCCUCUGUUGUUUUGACUGAACUAUGCAUAAGCAGCACCCCCACUGCAACGCAGCUACUGAGAACCAGAAGGCAAUUGAGAGUGAGGGCCUUGCAUGUGCACAGUCCAGGACAGUUAGGUGGGUUCACCAUACUGACAUGGGUUCAUCCAUACUGACUUUCCGAUCCUUUCUGUUUUCUCACUGCCCUACCCCAAACCUCCAUUCCUAUAGUCCAGUCCUCACUAUUGUCUAUAACAAUAGUGGUGAAGUUACUGGGAAUAAAUGAUAGUGAGGAAAUAUAGUUACAGUAAUAGAAGCUGAAAGCAGAGGAUGUACAGGGUGAGACUGAAAUUGAAAUUUGUUGACAGCCCAGGAAUUCUGUUGUGUGCAUCUUAGUUUAGACUGUUGUGGAGUUGGGGGUCAGAGAAAAUGACCCCCAAUCUUGUUAGUAAGUUGCUUCUCUGUGUUUCCCUCACUGCCAAGCCAUGUUUCACCCAGCUUAUUUGUUACCUCAGGACUUUGCAACUUCCUCUUCCCAGAAUUGGCUGAGUCAGUGGGAAGACAAACAUAUGCUAGUUUGGUUUCACUCUUCUAUUCUUCAGAAUUCUGUAAUGAAAUGAGAUCCACACUCAUGACUGGCCAACAGCACACUGAGGACUUGGACAGAAAUCAGUGGAUGUAUAAGUCCUCUCCUAGUAUCUACUGCUUUGUAUGAGUGAAGCAGAGGUGGAUUUCAAGUGAAGAGACCGGAGCACAGUAGGAGACAAUUUCUAAGCAACAGUGAGCACAUCAACCAGACACAGAAGAACAGUUCCUUUGUUUGCUCACAAUCAUGGGUCAGGAGCUUUCUCAUGAAUUUAAUUGUGGAGAACAACAAGAUUGGGACUCCAGAUUUACUGCAUAUUUUAAGAACUUGAAGAUAGGAAACAAAAUCAUCUCUCAGGAAAUCAUCCAUUCAAUCAAAUUACAACUGACCAAAGGAAACAUUCAGGGGGUAAACUCUGCAAUAAAUGAUGCAUUACAAGAAAUUGAUAACACUCCAUUUAAUGUGGCUGUGAUAGGGUUGUCUGGAGCAGGGAAGUCCUGUUUCAUCAAUGCCCUGAGAAGGGUUGAACCUGAAGAAAAAGAUGCAGCUCCCUUUGGGGUGCUAGAGAUCACCAAGCACAGAAUGCCAUGCAAACACCCAAAGAAUUCCAAGGUGAUUUUAUGGGAACUGCCUGCCAUGGAAACCACUAAUUUACAUGCAAAUGAUUAUCUUGAGAAAGUAAAAUUCAAUGACUAUGACUUCUUCAUUAUCAUUUCUGGUACACGCUUCACGCAACAUGAUUUAGAUCUUGCCAAAGAGAUCAGAAAAAUGAAGAAGGAUUUCUACUAUGUGAAAACCAAGGUAGACUCUGACUUAAAAAAUGAAGAGAAAAUUCAUCCAACUGCCUUUGAAAAAGAAAAAUUCCUUCAGCAGAUCCGAUACCAUUUUGCACAGAGUUUUAAACAGAAUAAUAUUGAUGAACCACAAAUUUUCUUGAUCUCUAACAACAAUUUAUCUGAGUAUGACUUACAAAUCCUGAACAACGUCUUAUCUAAGGAGCUCCCUGCUCAAAAGCACAACAAUUUCAUGCUUUCUCUGCUCAAUAUUGCUGAGGCAGCCAUUGAAAGAAAGCGAGAGUCUCUGAAACACUUAAUCAGGUUAGAAGCCUUGAAGGUAACAUUACUGCCUUACACACCUAAUGUCCUUGAGAAAAGCGAUGUGGAGAAGCUGAAGGAAAGCUUAUAUGAAUAUCAAGACAUCUUUGGAGUGGAUGAUGCAUCCUUACAGAAUCUGGCUAAGGACUGGCAAAUUCCUAUGGAACAACUCAAGGAAAUCAUUAAAUCUCCAAGUCUGUUGAAAACUAAGAAAGAAGAAACAAUACAAGAAAAACUUUGGGAAUAUUGGCAGAUGGUCUGUUCAGAUAAUGGAAAUCUCCUUACUAUGAAUUUUUACAUUAGAAUAAUCUUUUGCUUGCAAAUUUAUUUCCUUGACACAGUGACUAAUGAUGCUAAAGUUCUCCUCAAAGAGAUAUAUUCAAGAAAGAGGUUGAUUAUUAAUUAG